This is a messenger RNA of Colletotrichum tamarilloi, 831 nucleotides long. RefSeq lists its product as uncharacterized. The record is from RefSeq and is a predicted model, not a curated record. Bases 1 to 831 code for a protein of 276 amino acids. Lineage: Eukaryota; Fungi; Ascomycota; Sordariomycetes; Glomerellales; Glomerellaceae. The transcript has 4 exons.
AUGGAUCAAGACUUGAACAGCAUUAACCAUAACCGUGAAUCCAGAUAUGGCGAAGAUCUAUGCCCAUCGGCUGCCUCGUGGCGGCAGAAUUUACCCCUAGAUUCAACCUUCUUACGAACAUCACGCAACACAAGCCUUGCGCCUCUGAGCGGUUCAAUCUACAACGAAGCCAGAUACAAUUCAGCUCGAAACCCAGAACAGAAUGAUCUAGGAUGGCGAAGCCUGCAGCAGGGCCUCCCUGAUGGUUCCCACCAUGCCAUCCAUAGCGACACGUCGAACAGCUUGUACUACACCGGAGGCACAUGGUCGUCUGCCGGUCCGUCAGAAUAUCAUGGCGUCAACAUUUCAGAAAAUCAAUUUCCUGAUAAUGGCUUUGCCGGCUUGUCGAGCCCCUUCAAUGGGUCUCUUGUGGCCAUCCCCAUUUCUGAGCCCCAGGCAGCAGCCUUCGUUCGAUCGGAUACUAUCCGAGACUCUCACCCGGCUUCCUCAGGCCUUUUCCUCAACGGCGAUACUGCAUUGCCACUACACCGUCCAAGGGCCAACGAAGCGGGCAGAGACGACAAGUAUCAUUUCUUCGGUUCAAUGAUCCCCGUCAGCCAGCCGUAUCAUUCUUCUCAAGCGCUCCAAGCUCUAGACUUCUCGCUCGACAAUGGGCUCGGUGAUGCAAGCCUAGGGCCCGGCUACUUCGGUACCUCGUGCAUCGCAGAAGCCCCCCUGAGUUACGAAUGUGACAGAAUGAGAAGCCUGGUGAGCGCAUCUAGCCGGGCAUCCCGCACCCCCUCUCCACUGGCUGCCAGCUCGGAGAUGCGGAGCGACUCAGGGAGCACAUGA